AUACUUUCUGAUUCAAUCUGGGAUUGGAGCAGCGUCAGGUGUCUUUGUUUUCGUUAUUGCUUUGUUGUUAGCUGUGAUUUAAAUUAACAAUUUCGGAGAAUUACAGCAUUUACACACAAUAAACAACCAUGUCGGGCUGUGAUACACAGAAAGCAGAGACUUCAAAAGAUAAUAUAUCUACUAAUUCCAUUGAUGAAGGUCUACCUCGGGAGUUAAGUCAGUUAAGUCUUUCAAGUGCUUCCAGCCAAGAUGAAUUCUUUUGUGACAAAGGACAUUCGGAGGCAGCUUUAAAAAGUAUAUACGGUUAUUAUCAGUCUCAACAACUAUGCGAUGUGGCACUUAUUGCAGGCGGAUGCAGGAUCCCAGCGCACAAAGUACUAUUAGCGUCAUGCAGUGAAUACUUUGCAGCUAUGUUUACUGGCUCCCUGAGAGAGGCCCAGCUGACUGAGAUAACACUUGAGCGUGUUGACUCACAGGCACUACAAGCUCUUGUACACUACUGCUACACAGGCACUAUUGAAUUAAGAGAAGAAACAGUGGAGAUAUUGUUGUCAACAGCAAGCCUUUUGCAAUUGCAUUCAGUGACAAAUGCAUGCUGUGCAUUCCUUAAAAAACAAUUGGACCCUUGUAACUGUUUGGGUAUAGCUUUAUUUGCAGAACAACAAUCAUGUUUGGAUUUGCACAAAAGUGCUUUGAAAUAUACAUACCAACAUUUCAUGCAGGUUGUAAAACAUCAAGAAUUUUUGGGAUUACAAGCAGAUCAGUUGGCAAGCUUACUGAAGUCAGAUGAUCUUAAUGUUGUCACUGAAGAGAAUGUGUUUGAAAGCCUCAUGGCUUGGGUGCAACAUGACAGUGCAACUAGGGAAGAACACUUGCCAACAUUGCUAAAGCUCAUCAAACUACCAUUAUUAUCUUCUGAGUAUUUGAUUGAUAAAGUAGAACAAGCUUGCGGUAAUGUACCUGAAUGUCAACCAUUGAUAAUGGAAGCAGUUAAAUGGCAUCUCUUACCUGAAAGACGUUCCUUGCUGUUCUCACAUAGGACAAGACCGAGGACAUCAACCAUUGGACGGCUCCUGGCCAUAGGAGGAAUGGACGGAUAUAAGGGGGCUAGUAACAUGGAGAUGUAUGAUCCACGAACAAACACUUGGACUCCUUUUAUGAGAAUGGGUGCACGGAGACUGCAGUUUGGAGUAGCUGUGAUGCAGAAUAAACUUAUUGUUGUUGGUGGCAGAGAUGGACUUAAAACUUUGAAUACGGUGGAAUGUUUUGAUCUGACGUCACUCAGCUGGAGCACAUUGGCGCCCAUGAACACGCACCGACACGGGCUUGGUGUGGCGGUACUGGGUGAUGGUCCAAACUCCCCGGUGUAUGCAGUGGGGGGUCAUGAUGGAUGGAUCUAUUUGAACUCUGUAGAACGUUGGGACGCCUGCUCGCGCACGUGGACGAUAGUGGCGCCGAUGACGGGGGCGCGCAGCACGUGCGGCGUGGCGGCGCUGCGCGGCAAGCUGUACGCCGUGGGGGGGCGCGACGGCGGCGCGUGCCUGCGCUCCGUCGAGUGCUACGACCCCGCCACCAACCACUGGACCAACUGCGCGCCGAUGACUCGACGCCGCGGCGGCGUUAGUGUAUGUGCGGCAGGCAGCUACCUGUAUGCUCUAGGUGGACACGAGGCGCCCGCAAACACAGUGGGCGGGAGGCUCGCGUGUGUCGAGCGAUACGACCCCGUCGCCGACACGUGGGUGUUACUGGCGCGCCUGUCCUACGGCAGGGACGCCAUAGGAUCCUGUUUGCUGGGCGACCGGAUUGUUGCCGUUGGUGGUUACGACGGGGUGCAGUACCUGUGCGUGGUGGAGGUGUACGACUCGGGGUCGAACUGCUGGCGCAAGCUGGCGCCGCUGAGCACGGGGCGCGCGGGCGCGGCGGUGGUGGCCGUGCCGCCGCCGCGCAACCUCUUCUGAUACACUCACCACCAGCUGCUCACAUACGUCUUCAGCUCCCUCGACACCACCGGGGCUCAACUUCAACAACACAAUGUGUGGGAACACUUUGCUUGUGACGAUUUAUAAGUGACCAUCGAGGACGCGUACUUAAUAAUAUUAAGCAACAUAGUUCCAAACCGUACACCUAUUGAUACGAUUCACUUUCUUCGUAAACGUACUUUGAUGGUUUAUUUCUACGUAGUUACCCAGUGUCGACUACGAUGUUCCAGUGUCAAUAGAAGUAGAAGAUUAAUAUCGUAAACCGUGCAUCAUUUACUAGUUAUAAUCUUUAUAUUUUUUAAACAUGUAUUCCACUAAUCUGUAUCUAUAUGUUUUUAUAUACAAUUUAGUACUUAACGGUUAUUAUUUUCCAUUUUUUAAAAUAAUUGUGAAUGUAGUUAGUCAUUGCAAUAUACGUACUGUAUUUUGAAUCAAUUUAGUAAUUGCAAUGGAAGUAAACAUACCAGUGGCAAAGAGUUGCUAUAACUAACACAAUGCCUCCAGCUUUAUAUCUUUGGAAAUUUAUUAAAUAGUAAAUAAUAUAAUUUGCUAUUGUAUCCUAUAAAUUAUGUACUUAAUUAAAUAUCAAUUGUGUAUUUUAUUACACGUAGGAAAAUAAAGUAAGCAAUUUAGAAAAUAAUUUUCUUAAUUGACGUUGUUGAUGCCAAAUUGCAUUAAUCCUCUCUUAUAGUUUUUGAUGUUGACUACAAACCUGACAUUAUCUAGAUUCCAGAAGCUCGUCACGUUGGUUAUGGCGACAACCAACCGAUGUAUUUUUUACUGUUAUCGGGAAUAAAGAAAUUAUUCACAAACAAUUUUGUUUUAGAGCACGUUUCACUUCAACAUUUUAAAUUCAUUUAAAUGUCAAUGCUAAAAUACAAUAUAUGUGAACUUUUAACAUAAUGUCCGUGUUUGUUCAUUUAUAGAUUUAGAUAAUACAAUUUCAAUACUUGUGGAAACUUUGAAAUGGUUUUUCCAGUAGGAAUUUUCAGUAUCUGCUAAUGACGGACAACGCUGCCGAUAACUCAUUGUGUAUGUCACAAGUGGGACGUCACAAUUAUUUCUUUGUAAUCCUUUACACGUGUAACAUACAUCGGCUUCUUGAAGUCAUCAUUAUCAGUAAGACAGCCGUAAGGCUGUUCGGCGUAAACGGCAUCCAAAAGAAACACCCGACACUUGAAGGGUGCAUUUAUAAAAUAAAUACGUUUUAUAUAAGAACUAAAAAUAUUUUUAUAUCAAAAUGAAACACCUUCGACCAGAUUGGUCCUUUUAGCGAUAAAUAAUUUCAUUCGGUUAUUGAUCUCAAUAUGUAUAAAAAGUAUGUAAUGAUAUGAUUAGUUUUAGAUUUUUUAUCAAGGACUCUGCUAGUAUUGGUGUCCAGUAUAUUCUAGUAAUUUUGUAUUAGAUGUGCUAGAACUUAUUCGGUGUAAUUACCUGUAAGUUUGUGUCUGAAUUUGUAAUAUGUAUCCGUGUAGUAGACAAACUGUAAUCCAUUAAAUAUGUUUCAAUUGUUUUUGUUUAUAUAACACGGCACUAUUUUUGAUGUUAUAUGGCGUUUAUAAUCUAGGUGAAUACAACCAUUUAUAAUUAUUUGUAUUUUGACUACCACAUUUUCAUUUACCAUCCGCCUAUAAUGAGAUUUAUUAGAAAAAAAAUAAAAACGAUGUUAAAACUAUCUUGACGUGAUAUUUUUUAGUUUAAACUUAUAACAGUCAAGGCUUAUAUGUUAGGUAAUUAUAUUAUAAUUCAGCUACUUAAUAAUCAGUAUUAUAUAACUAAUACGUGCAUAAUAUAUUACUUUCAUGUACUGUAUUUUGUGUUAGCGAAGUUUAGGGGACCAUCCUGUGAUGUUAGUGUUAGAAUAACACUAAGAGAUACUAUGGAUAAGUAUGGAUCAUAUAUAUUAAAUCAACAGUGAAGGAAUUAAAUAAUUUAGUUAUUA
Molecule: messenger RNA, 3921 nt
Organism: Manduca sexta (tobacco hornworm)
Lineage: Eukaryota; Metazoa; Arthropoda; Insecta; Lepidoptera; Sphingidae
Product: kelch-like protein 5
Exons: 10
Coding region: 129-1958 (609 amino acids)
Molecular function (GO): protein binding
Source: RefSeq, a predicted model, not a curated record